UGGACAGUAGACAACGAGGUGCGCGUUAUGAGCUUAAAAGGAGCAAUUAUUUAUUAAGUAGUACUCAAAGAAAAUUGAAGUGAUAUCAAAUCAAGUAAAGUUUCUAUAAUUCUAUUAUUCGUAUAAUUAUUUGCAUAGUGUUGGUGUGUGGAAGUGGUUUUUUUUAAGUAGAAGCAUGUGCGGGUGUUUCUGAAAUCCAAUGUGGAACAUUUUAUAAGUGACAUAGUCAGAAACGCAUAUUUGUUAAUUGAUGCAAUACAAGAAAAAAAAUUGAAACAAAAAGCUGUCUGUAAAAGUUAAAGAUGAGUGCCAAUGAGUCCUCUAAACCAUGUGUAGCAACAACGUCUGGUGGAGAAGAAAAUGUUGGCACUAUGACUAGCCAACCAACAACAACAACCAGUCAGAUCAUAGACACCAACGAAAUGCAUUCCAACAAAGAUUCUGGUAGCGAUGGUGCCAAACGUGCAGACUGGCCCCAUAUACAAAAAAGUACUAACGACACCCCCUCGCCAAAUCCUGUUGCUGCUGGACAAGGUCAAAAUUCCAACAGUGCUAAACGUGUCAUACGUAAAGUUAUGGUAAUUGACCCGAAGAAAUUGCAACAAGCUGGCUUAGAUCGUAAAUUAGCAGAGGCAAUCGGAAGGCAAAAGCUCAAGGCGUUGGCUAAAGAGCAAAAGAAAAGUAUACAACACGGAGAACCUAGUAAGUUGUCAGCAAAUGAGCCUUCAGGAAGCCAAUCAAUUGGGCUUAUGGAAAUAUCACAAGCAGCGACCAUAACAAAAACUACAGAAGAAACGAUAUCAACGAUAAAGACAAAGCCGGCGGAACUUACUGCAGCAACAACAGAUAUAACAACUAACACAGAAUCAACUACUUCCACGGUAAAAACAACACCAACACCGUCAACUAUAACAACACUUUACGCAACUAAGAAACUGGAGUCAGAAAAAAAUGUAUUCGUGAAAUCAUCAGCUGCGGAAGUGGCAUCAGAUAAAUUGGGCACAGCAGCAUCCAAUGCACCUGCGCCUGAUAGGAAAGCUUUUAUUACACCGAAAAUAACCAUAACACGUCCUGUCGAAGAGCCUUCGCCAGUCCGUAUAAUUCCCGAACACCGUUUGCAGAAUGUGAAAUAUAUAUUACAAUGUAAGAUUUUGAAAAAACAACAACUAGCGGCCCAAGCUCACCAGCCAGUACAGGCUUACCAGACGGUACAAGCUCACAAGGCAGUACUAACUCAUCAGGCAACACCUCAAACUUUCCAAACCACUGGCACAACGACGCCAUUGCCUUCUCCAAUCAAGAUUCAAACACCGUUGAUUGCACCUAAAGAGGAAGCAGAAGAAUUCAUAAGCAUUUCCAAGCCAGAGUUACUGAAAAAACCAUCUCCUGCCAAAACUCCACAGGAUAUUGCACGUGUGCUUGACUUUAACUCUGAAGCAACUACGGAUGCCUCAGCUAUUGAGGCAAGUUCAAGUAAAAUGGAGAAAGGUGUUGAUAGCGAUGCUUUGCAUAUUAAAAAUUAUAACCCUUAUGCCCCUAAAGCUUCGUUGGUAAAGGCAGAAACGGCGGGUACGCGAGCUGUUGAUGUUGCGCGAUUAGUUGCACGUAUCGGUAGUGUUACAAUGCGAAAACAUGUCGAUCAGUUCAGCGAUAGAGCUGUGAAUUCUACCAACUCCGCCGUUGAAAUACCGAAAGCAACAAUAAGAUGUAAAAAUGUACCAUUCGAAAUAAAAAAUAAUAAAGUUUCAGUUCGGAAGGUUCAAAGCUCAGCUAAGAAUGCGUCUGCCAGAAAACAACCUCAAGAAAUUAUGCAAAAAACUCCUAUGAGCCCAUUAUUUGCGUUGAAGGAUACUGGAAUAUCUGCGGCGAAUAAAACUGUGAAACUUGUUUAUAAAUUACCCUUGAAACAGCCAGUCGAUAACGAAAAUGAUAAACCCGCUAUCGGACCUCCGAAUUUCGGGCAACACAAAGAGCAUUUACAAUUCAAAGAUGUACCUGCAUUUUGCACGCUAAAACAACCAUUUUCUGUUGCUACGCAUUCGCAAGAAAUGCCUUUGCCUUCAAAUAGAACUGUGAAAAUCAUCUAUAAAGCACCACCGAAACAGCCAAUCGAUAACGAAAACGAUAAAACCUACUCCGCAUACACUAAUCCGUCGCAACCUAAUGAGCAUUUACAAUUUAAAGAUUUUCCUGCAUUCUCUCCCCUAAAACAUCCAUUUCCUGUUGUUACACAUUCGCAAGAUUUGCCUUUGCCAACGAUCUCAACAUUCAGAAAUCCGUUUCCGACAUCAUUAAUCAAAGUGGGUAAAAUGGAGCAGUUACAGAAUGAUAACAUAGAUAACAAUAUCCCAACAACUACUGAAGAAUCCCGCCCCUCUCAUUCUCCAAAAAGUUUGAUUGUACUGGAGAAUAAAGUAUUAUCACAAGAUGAAAAGAUUGAUCUAACGGCACUAGGUUUGGGAACGCCCAAUAUAGAGCCAACACCAGAAGCGCAAGCAAUGGAAACUGAAGAAACGCCUGCGUUGGGAGAUAAUCCAGUUGUGCCAAGCUCCGCGACACCGCUGAUUCCCGAGGGAGCUAAAAUUAAUAAUCGUACCAUUUUGUCUAUGGACAAGCUCAAAUUGUCUGCGGGAAAGAUAAAUGAGCUUGUCAAGAUAAUAAAAGCUAACAAAGUUAACUCAAAACACUUUCUUGUUGUUCGAAAAGUGGAAAAUACACAAAAGCCAAAUGAAAAGUUGCAUGAGUUGAGUAAAACAAAAGUUAAUAUUACUAGUAAUCCCAAUACGAAGCCAAUGACUGAAACCGGGGCGCAACCUGUAACAAAUUCCAUAAGCCCUGAUUUGAUUUCGCUUUACACGAGUACUUCUGUACCGCAAAACACAUUGCAGACUCCAACGAGCCAAAGUCCAAGCAUUCCUGAAGCAUCAAUAUCACAACUAAUAUCCAAUAAUACACAGCCUAGCUGUUUAUUUCAAACCCAAAACAAUUUGAUAAACCCGACAACAACAGUUUCCACUUCAUUAGGAUUCAAAUGUGAACCAUUAACAGAUCAAGACUCUCAAUCUGAUUCAGAAACACAAUUCAAAAAUCCUUUGCCGCCCAUUGCACAAAAAAUGUCUGGUACAGAGCAAUAUGGCCGCAAUAAAUCCUCAGUCUAUGUAAUUGAUAGUGGCGAGGAAUCGGAUGCGUCAAUUUCUGCUGUUGAUUUCAUAGCUUCACUGGCAGCUGAAAAUCCCAUUACUGAGGAUAUGAAAUUGGAACUCUCGCCGGAAGAGUUAAAUUUGAAUGCUUCAUUUGCAAUGAAUUUUUCACCUUUGCGUAUACCGAACAGGGAUAGAACUGAGAGUAUAAAAAGUGAAAUAACUGAACAGGAAUUUUUUGAAGACUGUAAUGCACCAAACACUGAGUUAUUACCUGAUACAUUUGAGCCUGAAAUGGUUUCUGAUGACGUUCAAAUCGGCAAGAUCAUCACGAUCAGUGAAGAGAAUAUUCUGAAAGCUGUAGCUGCUUCCAAACUCAGUAACAAUGAAAUACCUACUGAAAUGCAAGAAGUUUUUAAACUCACCAAAAACACUGAUUUUCUGGACACAAGGGACACAGUUAAAGAAGAAGCGCAAAUAAAUAAUUCAGAAAAUAUGAAUAACCUAGAUAUAAUAGUCACUGACAGCUUAUCUGAAACGGCAGUGGGCCCCAUAAUAGUAAAGAACAUCGAAAUCGGCCACAUCAACAAUUUUGAAGAACCACGACCGAGUCCAGUGAUCGUGAAAGAUUUAAGAGUUGGUGUAACAGCCUGUUUCGGAGAAUUGAGUGAAAGCGAAGGAGUUGCAGUUGGGGGAGCUAAUCUAGAGGGCGAUAAAGUUUUGCCAGUAGAAGGUGGAGCAGCGACUAACAGUUUGUUAAAUGUAGAAGAACACCAAAUGAGUGAUGUAAGUAAAUCUGAUGCAAGCAGGUUAUUAGAAGAAACUUCAUCCACGGUGGAGAUAGAGACGGUUCAAACGCCAUCACCGGAACUGGAAAUUAAAACCUCAGAAAAUACAGAUUUCAAAGUCUACCUUGCUUCAUCGGCAGAUCCUGACACCAGCGUAAGCUUGCAAAAUUUGGAAAAGAGCAUUUGUGAAGAAGCUCCUAAGUCGGACCCACCUUGUGCUCCCACUAAUUGCGUGCAGGAGUGCGACGAAAUGAUUAACACAGAGAAUACCUCUAAAUUGACGCAAUCGCCAAAUCAAAACCUAUUCGAGUCCCAAAUGGUUCAAAUGGAUAACCAGAAACCUAGCAAACAGUCGAAUGUGGAUGAAACUACUGAGUGUGUUGAAAAGAAGUCUGUCAUAGGAGAAACAUCCAGUGUAGGACUCAAGAGAUUGCCGCGUUUCAAGAAAGGCAAAAUAAAUUUAGUUCAACGCAAGAAGAUGUCCGGAAAUGCACAACAAACGAAAGACACAAAGUUAUCCGAAAAUAUCAAAGCGGCGGCUAAUGAAAAUAAGGCCGACCAGGAAACUGUUAUAGAAGGUAUCGCUGCAUCUUCUAAGAUAGGCAGUGAAAUCAAUAAAGCAUUUGAAAGGAAAAUUGAAAAAGAUUUACAAAGUAAUGAGGGAGAGUCCAAUGUUGUUUCGUCGCCAAUAAAAGAAUCAAUAGUUGAAAUUGAAAAUAACAAUAAUUCUUCUGUGUCCACCGCCGACCACUUUUCUCACGAAUCAUCGGUUGAAGUUGAAAGAAUUUCAACAACUCCUAUUUGUAACGAAGCUUUUUCGAGGCCAAGUGGCUUAAUGCGUAAAACUGCAGAUAUAACGGAGCUUUUGCAUCCGCCUAAAAUGCCGAAGCGAAAAUCUGCUAAUGCAGAUAUCAAAUCCGAUACUUUAUCUAAAGAUUUAACCGACGAAAAAAUUAGUAAUAUUCUAGUAACUGCAGCAAAGACAGAACAAACUGAACUGACGAUGGCCAAAAAUCCUUUCAAGAAACCAAAAAUCGACUUAAAUGUCAAUCAAAAACCAAUAAAGGGAAUUCAGAAUCUUUUGACAAAAUUCCACGAAGAGAAGAAUAUUAGUGAGGAUAAAGUUGUUAAAGAGCAGGCAAUUGUCGAACACGAAUUGACUAUUGACAAUGUGAGAUGUGAAGACACUUUAGCGAAGGCAGUAGAUGUUGGGAAAUCAGUUGGGGAACAUUUAAGAGCUGUGACGGUAGAGGGUUCAGCAGAAAAUCUAGCGAAGUCUGCUGAAGAAAUUAUACAAACUAUAGAGAAUAUUGCCGAACAACCGAAGUCACCCGAAAAUGCUGAGGACGAGACUGAUCGAUUAGGAAACUCACUGAAGCAGGAGGGACAAGUGGGCACAGAAUUUGCAGAUAAAAACAUGCUUCAACUUGCAAAAUCUAAUUUUAAAGUCUCGGAUGCUAAUAAACCCGACACGGCUGAAAUUGCUAAAGCUUCAAAAGACUGUCAUAUUGUAAAUGUGACAGAUAAAAAAGAGUUAGAGAAAAAUAUGGCUGAAGAUAAUAAAGAGAGCGAAAAAAUUAAAUCAGAUUUCCUUGGCUUUGACCACAGUUUUCCGGGUACACAUAACAUUGAAAGCAAUCUACAACAGAUACUCACAAUCACCAACAGUGCUGAAAAAACCAAAACUCAAGAAGAAAACUUCAGUACUGCAGAGCGUGAGAGUCUACAUGCAGACUCAAGUGAUGGUCCACAAAAAAGUUGGCUGAAUACUACCAAGACGACGCUCAGCAAAUCGAACAUGGGGCAGGUGAGAAAGUCAACGAAUCGACGUAGUGUGCCACUAAAGAAACGUUGGGGCGUAUUGCGUAAAUCCGAAGAUGAUAUAGAUAUAGUCGAUGAUACAUCACCGGUGGACGAUGACGACGAAGAUGACGAGAUGAACUAUGCUGGCACGCAACAAAAUACGACACAACCAAAAGAGGCGAGCAGCGAUGCAAAUAAAAAAGCGAUGAAUGUAAAUGAUAUCGGACAAGGGGAAACCGGAGAAAGUACGUUUUUGGAAUCUACAGCCAAAGAAGAAGCCACAGAUAAUACUAAAAAUGAAAAUGAGAAAUCGAAAGUGAUGGAAGUUGCAGCAGCCUUUACUCCCAGGGGACCAACAAUAGAUUUAACGGCAAUCAAGCGUAAGAGGUAUUCCAGAGAUAUCACAGAUGUUCAAAAUCUACCACAGGAAAGCGUACCUACUUCCGAAAAUACAAGUUCCAGCGUUUUAGAAACUCCAAAUAAAAAGCUACGUUUGAUGUCUACAGAGAUUGACAGAAAGGAAAGUGAAAAUAGCACCGUUACAAAGGCAACACAGCCAAAAGAACUAUUACAGCAACAGCCACAAAACAUUCUGGAGACAAGCAGUACCACCGAUUCACCCAAUACUGCGAACGAACCCGUUACAAACGUAAUUGCUGGGCGAUCAAGUAGUCAUGUCUCGGAGGAUCUCAUAGAAAACAUUGAAGAAGCGCCUAAAAAACCUAAAGUUAAACGAGGGCGUAAACCCAAAGUUAAAAUUGAAUGCAACGAAUCAAUUGACAUAAAACUAAUAAGUGCAGACACGGCAUCGACCCAGACUGCAAAUAAAAGGAGAAAUACGUCGGCCACAAAUGAGCCAGUAAAUGAGCGAAGUCAUAACGGAGGCACUAAGGGUGUAAUAAAAGAGCAGGAAUCAGACCGCCCUUCUGAGAAUUUCGAAGCAGAGGGAAACAUUGGUAAAGAAGCUGAAACCGCAACAGAGCAGCCUAAAACUCCAAAAAAGAGGGGAAGGAAGCCAAAAGCAAAAACUGCUGAUACUUCAGAAUCAACCAGCUCAAAAGCAUGCAAAGAAGUUGCAGCUAAUGUUAAGAAAAAAUCUACCCGCGGUAAGUCUAAAGGUAAUGAGUUAAGGCCGUCAUUUUCUGGGGUUCUGGUUAAGGAGGAAUUUGUCAGAACGGAUACUGAGCUAGUUGUGCCAUCGCUAAUUGAAAUGGAAAUUAUUGAAGCAGCCGUUGGGAAAAGCUCUGACGCCAUGCAAGCACAAAGCGAUAAGCAUAAACUUGCAACAUCUACACCUACAGCUGUACAGUUACCAGAAGAAGGCGCUAAAAAAUCAAGAAGAACUCGCAAGUCGUUAGGAGAAAUAGUUGUGAGCUUAGCCAAAACCCAAACCGAAAAUGAAACGAUCAACAAGGAGGAAAGUACACAGCCCGUUGUGCCUAAGAAACGUGGACGCAAGCCAAAAUCACUAACUACGGCACUGCUGAAUGCAACUGAUUCUGAGGUGUGUAAUGGUGUUGCGGAGCCGAAGAAAAGCAUUGAGAGCACAAGCAACAAACUUGAAGAAGAUUUAAAUGCAUCGAAUAUAGAUGAAAAAGUUAACGAUUCAACUGUAAAUGUGAGCCAGGCAGCAGCCGAGCUUGAGACGCCCGUAAAAAUUCCUAAAAAACGUGGCCGUAAACCAAAAGCUUUAUUGGCAACACCUGAAACCCCAGCCGACGAAGAGUCUGCCAAAACCCCUGGGAAACAACAGGGUAGAAAAGUUAAGGUAGUAGAUUUAGAGACGCGCGGCACAUUUAACGAACGUCUAUUGCUGGUGACUAAACGAGCACAGCUCGAUACGGAUGAAGUGCUCACUGUCGAACCGGUGGCAACCAGCUCGAAUACAAGUGCCAUAAGUUGUGGACUCUGUUUGCAGCAAAUGAAGCGUGACACCUGGCUAGAUCACUUGGCAACCCACUAUGGUGUAGGUUGGAUUGUAGGCGAAAUGACAGCAACUAAUGUUACAAUUCGUAACGAAGUUUUAAAGGUUAUGACGGCCUUUCUGAAAACCACCGCUGGAGAAUAUCCACUGACCUGUCGCAUGUGCAAGCGCACCUUUCGUUCGGCUUUGGGCACGUUGCUGCACAUUGAGCUUUGUGGCGCGGCAAACACGCGCGCUCCAUGUGAUUACUGUAAUCGAGAUUACUCAAAACUAAGCCUUGCGACUCAUAUGCGAGAUUGCAGCCAAAAAAUGCUGAAUAAAACUGACAAUAGUCCUGAGGCUGGAGAUGCAACGACUGAGAUAAAGGAGACAGUUUUAAAUAAUGUGGGGCGAAUGAAACGUGCAUCUGUCCAGAAGGCUGAAAAAAUCUUGAAAGCCAUAGGCAGGGACUCGAAAAGCGCAGGAAUAUUGUCUCUAAAAGAUGCCAAAAAUUACAUUGAGCUUGUUCCCGUCGCGGUACUUGAGAAGAUUUCGGAAAAAUGGUCUUACGACUUAGAAUCGGUGGGGAAAGCCCACUGUCCCGCGCAGAAUUGUACCUUCGAAUCGCAGGAGCUAAACACACUUCAAGCUCAUUUUGCUAGCUGUGAAUUGAAAGAAAGUUCCAAGCCAAAAGGCGUCUAUAAGUGCCAACUUUGUGUGAGUUCUACAAAAACCUAUCAAAGCGCUAAGCUUGCGACGAAACACGUACUUCAAAAACAUAAACACACAGAAGAUGCGCCUGAUUUCGAAGCAGAUGCUUCGGAUUGUGGCAUUAAAACGGAUGAUGAGUCCAGUGGUGCAGACGAUGACGUGUCAUCGGGUGUAGAUUCGAAUGAGGAAAGUGUGCGUGGUGAAAGCUCUAAUGAAGGUGGUGAAGGACGCAAAACUGUGCCGAAGAAGAAGUCAAAAAAGAAAAAACCAGUAACUCCGGUGACAAUCGAUCCGAAUAGUGAAAAAUUAUAUCCGCCGCGUGAUCCUGAUUACUAUCGUAAAGUACCACAAUUGUGGGAAGAAUUCACAUCGCAAAAUUACAGCACGCAACCGCUGUAUACCGACACCAAAGUAAACUACACCAUUUGCGCACGCGCAGACUAUGAAAAGUAUCUCCCGCGUUUCAAAUGUUCCAUGAAAUUUAACGUGAAUUCGAACCUAAAGCUCACCAGCAUGAAACCCAAAACACAAUUUGGCAAAGCGGAGAGCUUGGAGUGGUCACAAUUGCAACUAUUGGAGAUGAGCACACAAAAUGGUGAGCAUUUGCUUUUUAUUGGCGAAGCUAUUAAAAUUGUUGGUUGGGUGCCAUUGCCUGCGGACAUUAGCGAACAAUACCUACUUAUUAGCACACGCCGUGAAUAUACCCGCUAUUACGAACCCAAAAUUGGCCAUACAUUACUUUGGCUGUACAAAGUCAUACCCGCUAAAGGACGUGAGCCGUUUUGCAUGCAGCUGCAGUACGCUAUCAAUAUACCCAAUGGACCCGUGCUUUGUCUGGCGUUUUUGCCUAGCGGUGGCUAUGAUGCGAGUGCAAAUCGUUUGGGCCUAGUAGCUAUUGGCACGCCAACAAGCACGAUUCGAGUUUAUGCAUUACCUUUGAUUGUGGAGAAACAAGCUGCCACGACUGCACCAUCAGUUUCAGAAAAGUCGGCGCACAUAUUACAGAAUUUGACUGUGAUUGAUUUGCAACCAGUUUGGCUGCUCGCAUUGGAUAUAACUAAGAGCGACUUGAGCGCACAUCCCUUUGUGAACACACAAUGCACGGCACUUUGCUGGUCGGAGUUUUCCGAACACAUGCACAUUUUCGCGGGUUAUGCAAACGGUUGUAUCAGCUACUGGGAUAUUUCCAGUGAUAUGAAUCUGAAUCGCACCGUCAUCGACGGAGUGCCACAUUUUGUGCCAAUGAAUUUCUUUUAUACGCGCGAGAAGAAAGUUGGAGCUAUGGCGCUGCAUUAUGACCCCUCAGGUGUGCGCGUGCUUGCCGUCGCCGUUAGCUGGCGAUUGCUGUUAUUCUAUGACUUGCAACUGUUCGUGCGUCCUAUGUUGCUAAAAGAAGAAAUGACAAGAAAUGAGGUGACGGAUUUGGAGUGGUCACCGAUUUGGCAAACUUUGGCUGUCGCUGUUUCCGAUUCCUUACCCAAUAACGGUCGUUGCACAUACGCCGUGAGUCCUACGAAUAUAGGUUUCAAAAACGAGUCAAUUGAUAAAAUGCUUGGCGCAGUCACUAAAAUUCAUUACAAUCCCUUGCAACCAUUUUUGGCUAAUGCGACCGAAAAUGGGGACGUAGUAAUAUUGGAUAUACGCGAAAUGCAUUUGAAAGAAAUAAUGCGUGAUUCACAACGAAAUUGUCGCGCUGUUGCAAUAAUGGAUGUGAAAUGUUUGAAUGGUAAGGAUAUACCCAGGUUGGAUCAGAAAGCAAUGCCGCCAGGCUGGAAGUUCUUCGAUGAUACUUAUAGAGAGAAAUAUGGUGUGGUGUUUGGGCCGGUGACGAAGGUUGAUAAAAUACAUAAACCGCAAUAUCUUAGCGACCAACGUCGACCGCCACUACAUUUAAUUCCCUGUACGCGCAUAAAUGGUUUGCGUUGCAAUUUAAACACGCACGGGGGAAAUUUGCUCGCUCUCGGCUAUGAAAACGGUUUUGUGCGUAUAUUCAAAGUCGAAAGGAAAUCAUUCCAAUAAAAUUGUAUGAAUUUCAAGUCUAGUAGGAAAUGGGAACUGGAAAAUACAAUUCAUUAAAAAAAUGUUGUUUUUCUUGUGUUGUAGCAGCACAAACAUUCCCCAUACAUAUACGAGAAAUGCUGCUGAAGUGACGGUCUUUGGUAGGUUAUAAACCCGUGUCUUUCCAGUUACGUAAAACCGACUGUCGUGGGAGCGAUUAAUAAAAUGUAAUAAUAUUUAGUUGUAAAUAGGCUUCAUGUAUCUAUAUAUAUAAAAUAUAUAAAUAUAAGGUAUUUUUAGUCAUUUAUGUUAAAAACUUCUCUUUUUCCUGCGUUUUUAUUUUUUUUAUUUUUUAGUUUAGUUUUCUUCCGAGAAAACUAGUCAUUACAGUUACUAUGAAACUAAGAAGAAUUUAUUGUAAACGCUGGUUUAUUAAUUAUUAUUAGUUAGUAUAGCAAUAAAUAAUUUUUUAGAUAUUAACAGGUGAAGAGCUUCAUAUGUAUGUCUUAAGUGAAAUGUUUCAGUCAUAGUCAUAAAUUUAAGAAUUAUAUGCAUAACUUUAAGAUUGUUUGAAAUAUUGUUUAAGUCUAGACUACUACUACUUUAUUAAACAAAUACUCAUUGCAGUUGGAUCGAGAUCAACGAUUACCUUCUAACUUUAAAAAAACUCUUCUAACCUUAAAAAGCUGAAUUUUUUUUAAAUAUCCCUUUAUGCCGAUCUUGCGAAAAUAUAACUAUAUCUGCAUAGACGUUUGGGCGGCUGAUAACAGAAUAUCUUCUUUAUGGGAGGUGGCUGCAGUUGUAGGCGUAAUUUCGUAUUUUUUUUUAGAUAACUUCGAAACAAAAAUAAAUGCAAUGAAUCUACGGAACUAUAAGAAGUAGUUUUUAGACUUAAGUGUGCGGUGCCAAGCAUCUUUUCACUAAAUUUUUAUAUAAACGUAUUGUGUCUUUGAAUCAAAUUAAACAAAUGUUCUUAAAAAAAAUUAUAUGCAUUAACCACAAAUAGGAAAAAUUUAAAGGUUUUGAAAAUAACCGUUUUAUGCUUGGACGUGAUUUUAAACCUGGUUUGCUAGUUUUUAAUUUUGAGUUUUGAGUUAUAUGCACACAAGGUUUCAUUAAAAAAUAUGAAUUUUUAUUAAUUUUUUCGUUGCCUACGCUAACAGACACGCAGGGAAAUAAAUUUCUAUUCUAAGGGAGCGGGCGUGUUUUUGGGGCGAUUUUAGAAGUUUUUAGUAAAAAAUAGGCCUUAAUAAAAGAAGAUUCGACGAGUUUGAUAAAAUGGUUUUGCAGUAAUUACUAAAAUAUCGCAUAUUUUGCAUGUUUGAGAAUCACCGUUAUGAGGAAGGUAGCUGUUUGUGGUUAUUAUAUGGGAAUAACUCUAUUGAUCUCGAUCCUGUUAUUCAACAUUCAUAUAUUCAAAUAAUUCAUAUAUAAAAACCACAUACAUACAUACACACAUUCACACGUACGCACUUAUGCAUAAUUUAAAUUUAUCUCCUGAUAUUUAGUUGACCGACAGGUAUGAAAAAAUUCAUAUUUUCUGUUACACAUUAAAUU
Messenger RNA from Anastrepha ludens (Mexican fruit fly), 11900 nucleotides. RefSeq lists its product as uncharacterized. Lineage: Eukaryota; Metazoa; Arthropoda; Insecta; Diptera; Tephritidae. The record is from RefSeq and is a predicted model, not a curated record. Gene Ontology annotation, cellular component: transcription factor TFIIIC complex. The transcript is spliced from 12 exons. The coding region runs from base 303 to 10364 and encodes 3353 amino acids. Gene Ontology annotation, biological process: transcription by RNA polymerase III. Gene Ontology annotation, molecular function: protein binding.